AUGGCGCUCAAGACGCCAAAAGCCCUUUGCCUCACCGAGCUCCCAAACGAAAUCCUUCUGGAGAUAUACCACCAGCUGGACUUGGACGGCGUUUUCAACCUCUGUGCCACCCACGACACAUUUCACGAACUGUUUACUAAGAAAAAGGCUUCAAUACUACUUCCCGUCCUAACUCGGGAGUUCAGCCCCUUCGAUGAACUUCUUCAGGUUUACACGGCCUCUAUUGAAGACCUUGACUGCCGCAGUGGCCUGUAUAUUCCACGAAGAGUUAUAUUCAAGCGGUUUCCUGGAGAUACCGGAACAGUGUUGGCACCAAGCUGUGACCAUAGACCUGCUGUGGCAGCAGAAGCUGUGGGCGGUUUCAUUACUCUGAACAAACCUGGGAAGCCCAUCAUACCCUCGGGUCAGCCUCACAAAACGGUUGUUUUGACAGAGGAUGAUUUGAAGCCGCUACUCGGCUAUUGCUCACUUGUGUUAAAAUGGCAAGCCAGGUUUCCGCAGAUGAGAUGGUUCCAUGAACCUGAGAAUUGCCGCCACCUCCGAGGACACGAAGCUGAGAGAUUCCGCAGGGCCAUGUAUCGCUGGUGGCUCUACGGCUUCUACUUUCACGGAGAGUUCCCACGACCCCGUAUCGGCCUUCCCGAGCCAGGUGUGGAUGAUGUACGACUUAGUCAACUUCGAUUUUACUCCACAAGUGAGCUUGUAGAGCUCAUGGACUUGGUCGAGACUAUGAAGGAUGUUGUCUUGCAUUAUCUCUGUCCCCGCCUGGACCCCAGUCAAGAUGAAUAUGAGGGAUAUAGCUCUUAUCUAUAUGACGUUGUUGACCGACCCGACUCGCUUGCGAGAGGUUGGCGCGAUCAGAGUCGAUGGGGUCGGAUCAUAAAGACAUACUGUAAACUCGGCCCCAAAGACUUGAUGUACCUAUUUGAGAACAUCUACAGUUAUCCUCGGAACCGACUUAUCACAGAAGCUCGUUCUCUUCAGCCAAACCUCACCUUUGACCAGGAGUCUAUCUCAAUAUCAACUCAAUAUGGAUUAGGAGGUGUUCUAGACUGGGACGACGAGCGCGAUGCAGAGCGCACCACAUUCGGGAGCGAUGGAAGCCUGGAUGGGACGUUACCAGGAGGAGCUAGGAUGUUGAGGUCAUGGUCUCACUACUCACCCCGAGGAGAUGAUGGCUCUCACCUGGACGACAUUCAUCGACAUCCUUGGUUUGAAGGUAGAUCCAUGGUAUCGUUUGCUUAA
This is a messenger RNA of Fusarium coffeatum, 1245 nucleotides long. RefSeq lists its product as uncharacterized. Lineage: Eukaryota; Fungi; Ascomycota; Sordariomycetes; Hypocreales; Nectriaceae. The record is from RefSeq and is a predicted model, not a curated record. The transcript is spliced from 3 exons. Gene Ontology annotation, molecular function: protein binding. The coding region runs from base 1 to 1245 and encodes 414 amino acids.